AUGAGCGAAAAAACAACGGCGGCCACAAACGGCCUGCUGUCAGCCAAUGGGCCAAUGUCAAAUGGCACAAACGGUGUUCCCAGCAGUACGUCGUCCCAGCAGCAAAAUGGCUGCGGAAAGACCGCGUCAAAGAAAGGGCCUCGCCCAGACAACGGCAACGGCAACGACGGCAGGUCACCUCGUCGCUUCCCUCGUAUCUCACUGCCUGUCGAAUUGAUGCGAGACUCGUACGAUGUGGUGGUUAUUGGUAGCGGAUACGGCGGAGGCGUGGCCGCUAGUCGUAUGGCUCGGGGAAAGCAGAGUGUUUGCCUGCUCGAGCGUGGCAAAGAGAGGUGGCCUGGCGAGUUCCCAGAGCAGCUUCUGGAAACGUCUGAAGAGAUUCGAAUCAGCGGCGAGUUUGCGCCAGGUGACCGACGAAGUAUUCCGGGCAAGAUUGUCGAUGGCGGAAACUCCACAGGGCUGUACCAUUUCGUCGUCGGGGAGGGCCAAAAUGCCUACAUGGGCAAUGGGCUGGGUGGCACAAGCUUGUUAAACGCAAAUGUAUUUUUGGAGGCACAUCCAGAUGUCCUGGACAUGGAAAUCUGGCCCAAGGAGCUCAGAGGAAAGGAUGCUUGGACGAAAUACUACAAACGGGCCAGCUCCGUUCUAGAACCGGUCGAGUAUCCCGCGACGUUCCCAGAACUGCGCAAGGCCGAUCUGCUCAAGAAGCAGGCGGAACUCAUGGGCAUGGGCGACAAGUUCUACCGCGUCAAGCAGACGACCCGAUUCAAAGAUGGACCAAACAGCACUGGUGUCUGCAUGCGGGCCUCAACGCUCACCGGCAUGGACGCCACUGGUAUCAACGACGGAAGCAAGUCGACAACGCUGGUCAACUACCUCAGCGACGCGUGGAACUGGGGUGCCGAGAUGUUCUGCGAGUGUGAGGUGCGAUACGUAACCAAAGCUCCCGGGCGUGAUGGAUACAUCAUCUACUUUGCCUGGCACGGCGGCAAGCGUGGACGCUUCACAACUCUCUACGACGACUUGAUGUGGGUGCAUGCCAACAAGCUGGUCUUCUUCGGAGCUGGUAGCAUCGGCACUACGGAGAUCCUUCUUCGAAGCAAACAGUUUGGGCUAAAGAUGAGCGAGGACGUCGGCACUGAGAUGAGCGGCAAUGGAGAUAUGCUCGGAUUCGGUUACAACACGGACUACGACGCCAAUUGCAUGGCACAUCCCGAUCCGACCUGGGACCGCCCUGUUGGUCCCUGCAUCACGUCAGUGCUAGAUCUUCGCGAGCAAAAGAACGUGCUGGAGGGUUUCGUUGUGGAGGAUUGCGCCAUUCCUCUUGCUCUGGCUCCCUUGAUGUUCCCGAUGCUGGAGUAUCUUCCCGACCCAGUCAAGCCACGCUACGGUUCACUUGAAACCUUGACCAAGGCGGCAUCUCGGGUUGCAGGCAAGCUUCUGGGGCCCUACUCAGCCCAUGGCAGCGUCGCGAGAACAGCGACAUAUCUCAUCAUGUCGCAUGACAGUAGCCAGGGUAGCCUGAGACUGAAGGAGAACAAGCCCGUUCUUACCUACUCAGGCGUCGGCCGGUCCAAGUCUGUUUCUCGGAUUCACGAGUUCUUGGAGAAGAUGACAGCCAAUGUUGGAGGAAACUUUGUGGCCAACCCAGCAUGGACUCUACUUGGUGCACAACAAAUCACCGUUCACCCCAUCGGCGGAGCCCGGAUGAGUACCGACGGCACUGGGAGCAGUGGCGUGACGAACCACUCGGGAGAAAUCUUCAAGGGCGACGGGACCGAGACCCAUCCAGGGCUCAUUGUGUGUGACGGCGCACUCGUGCCCACUGCGGUGGGAGUGAACCCCUUUGCCACGAUCACAGCCCUCGCCGAACGAUCAGUGGAGCUGGCCGCUCAGAGGUUUGGAAUCUCCAUCGACUACGACACCAAGAACGGUGUCCUCGACAUGUACGGUAGCCCAAAGUUCCCGCUGCCACGCGAUGACAGCAUCGAAAGGCUGUCGGCGGCCAUGACGAAAGCUGGUGACAAUGGAAAGUCUGGUAUUGCCUUCUCCGAAGUCAUGACCGGUUUCAUUCAUGCGGGGCCGGAUGUUGAUGACUUCAAGGUCGCUACCGAUCUAGGUCGAAGCCGGUGUGAAUUUGCUCGCUUUUUCCUAAGUGUCAAGUCUUGGGACAUUGCAGAAUUGGUCAACAACAACCUUCAUCCGGCCCACUUGACAGGGACGUUCUGUUGCGAGUCUCUGGGAGGGACCUUUAUUGUUCACCGGGGUGCAUUCCAGCUGUUCAACGAAGACGUGCGCGAGCCAGACACCACAAACCUAUCGUAUGACUUCGACAUGGUGUCUCCUAGAGGGAACACUCUGCACUUUAACGGGUACAAGGUGGUCAAUACCGCUGCCUAUCUUAAUCCUCUGGAGAUUCUUCGGCAGACCACUACCUUGUAUGUCACCAUUACCAACAAAGACGAUGAGAUUGUUGGACGUGGUACACUGCACAUUCAACCCAAGGACUUCUACCAGGAAGUUUUGACCUUUGGUGCCACAGGGCCUUCAACCUGGUCGAGAUUGACAUCGGUCAUGAGCUUCCUCGGCUACUUUACGAAACAGCUCUCAGUCCCAUUCUUCUCGACUUUGGGGCGCCUUCAGUGGCCCAACGCUGGCGUCGACACGGCUUCCAUGGCCACCUCACCGUCUCAGGUGGCUCCAUUAGUAGCAUUAGAUGGUGUCAAGACAACUUUGAUGAUGUGGAACCCCAUCCAAGACGGCAAGGAGGUUCUCGGCGAUGCCCCAAUUAUCCUGUUUGUCGCUGGCGCCGCAACAGACCACACAAUGUUCGCUUUGCCGACAAUAGAGACCAAUGCGAUCGACUACUUCCGCUCCGCGGGGUACAGGUCGUACUGUCUCACACACCGAGUUGGCCGCACGCCAGUUGCGCAGCAAGGCCAUACCCCUUAUGAUGCCAGGCGGGAUAUCCACGCCGCCCUUGCUCACAUUCGCAAGGUGGGCAGCACACGUGGUGACAAGGAGAUGCCUAAGAUUUACGUGGUUGCACACUGUGCUGGCUCGAGCGCUCUCGCCUGUGGCCUUCUCGACGGCACGAUCCCGGCAAACUGGCUUCGGGGCGUGACCGCCUCCAUGGUCUUUAUGAAUCCCAAGUUUGGCAAGAUCAAUCACCUCAUCUCUGGGUUUCCGGUCAAUGUGUACAGCAAACUUCGGGCCCUCAAUCAAGUCUUGCGGCUCUACCCUGCUGGUGAUGCUCGAGAGACCUGCAAGUCGGUUGUUUGCCAUCGAAGUGAACUUGUCUUUGGCCGCCUUUGGACCCACAAGAACCUCAAUGAGACAACCCAUCGCAACCUUGCCCAAUUCGUUGGUGGGACGUCCAUGCAGUCCCUAGCAUGGCUGAUGAAUGCUGGGCGGAAGGAGGCUGUCACCACAAACGAGCCGGCUAGCACGAGCUUGGUGACACCGGAGAAUCUGGAACGGCUAAAAGGUCUUCCCAUUCUAUUCCUCUCGGGUACCGGCAAUAUGGUCUAUACGGCAGAGAAUACUGACGUGUCUUUCACUACCCUGUGUCACGCCCAUGGUCGACAGUGGUAUGAGAGGGAGCUCUUCUCCGACAAAGGACACUUGGAUGCCUGGAUGGGAGCAAAUGCAUACAAGGAUGUUUACCCGAGGGUAAGGAGGCACGUGGACAAGUUCAUGAAAUUGUGA
Molecule: messenger RNA, 3708 nt
Organism: Emericellopsis cladophorae
Lineage: Eukaryota; Fungi; Ascomycota; Sordariomycetes; Hypocreales; Bionectriaceae
Exons: 9
Coding region: 1-3708 (1235 amino acids)
Molecular function (GO): oxidoreductase activity, acting on CH-OH group of donors; flavin adenine dinucleotide binding
Source: RefSeq, a predicted model, not a curated record